Hermetia illucens (black soldier fly) is the source of this 922-nucleotide messenger RNA. RefSeq names its product MICOS complex subunit Mic10-like. The transcript is spliced from 3 exons. NCBI's taxonomy places the organism in Eukaryota, Metazoa, Arthropoda, Insecta, Diptera, Stratiomyidae. The record is from RefSeq and is a predicted model, not a curated record. The coding region runs from base 404 to 682 and encodes 92 amino acids. Gene Ontology annotation, cellular component: MICOS complex; mitochondrion; mitochondrial inner membrane.
UAUUAUAAACGCCAAUAGAAUCAUCAACAUUUUCGCUAGAAGCUCGGCAACCUGGCAGUACAAUUUCAUUCGCUUGUUUUUUGCAUUAGAAUGUAAUAUGCCAAUUUUUACCCUAAUUUUUUUAGUGAAAUGAGUUAAUCUCGUGUUAUAUAACGAUCUGGGUUCGUUUAUAUCCAACUUUUUCAAUUGAAACCUGGACACAAAUACUUCGGACUAUUUUUUCGCAAAAUUUAUUAUAAGCUAGGGUAGUCACCACUACAUAGCAAAAGUAUCUGUCAAUUUAGUCAAAUUCUAUCUUCUUUGCAUUGGAUUUGACGGGAGAAGUUUGCCGAGCGGAGACUGAAAAUUUAAGCUAUUCAACUUGGAAAGUCGGUUGCAAGCAGGGUGAGGAAACGUAUACAAGAUGACCGCUCCGUGUGAUUCAACAAAGGGGACAUGCACAACCUUCUCUGAGGAGGAGUUCGGAAAAAGGAUGGAUAGGUGCUUAACUGAUGUUCUCAUGAAGACUUCUGGUGGAUUAGUUAUGGGUACCAUUAUAUCAUUGUUAAUUUUUCGACAAAGAAAAUGGCCAAUAAUUCUUGGAGGUGGUGUUGGUGCCGGAGUAGCAUUUAGUACGUGUGAACAUCGAUUAAAUGCUGCUGCAGCUGCUGAUACAGAAAACAAGCAAGAAACAUAUUUUUAAAUAUUGAGAACAUUAGGAAAAGAUGUGAUGUCAAGCAAGAAUUAAAAUGUUUAAAGAAGAUGUUAAUCUCGCGGAAAUUCACAGUAUGGAUCGCGAUAUCAGGGACCAGGAGGAAAUUGUUUUCUUCGCAGGAAAUUUGCAUUUAUGUUUGUUUCAUUUAUUUCUCUUAGUUUUUAUCUCAAUGAUAAAUUCGUAUAGUCAGUUUGAUAAUCGUUUGAAAUAAAAGUGUCCAAAAUGUCA